Molecule: messenger RNA, 1770 nt
Organism: Vollenhovia emeryi
Lineage: Eukaryota; Metazoa; Arthropoda; Insecta; Hymenoptera; Formicidae
Product: zinc finger protein rotund-like
Exons: 11
Coding region: 52-1770 (572 amino acids)
Biological process (GO): regulation of transcription by RNA polymerase II; negative regulation of DNA-templated transcription
Cellular component (GO): histone deacetylase complex; transcription regulator complex
Molecular function (GO): transcription corepressor activity
Source: RefSeq, a predicted model, not a curated record
UCGUGUACUGACGCCACCACAACUGCCCUCCAAGCCGCCCCUUAUCUCUUCAUGGCAGCAACGAGUGACAGCGGGCUAGUGGACACAGAUCCAGGUCGAGUUAGCAGCAUGACAGCCAUUAACUCGGGUCCGGUCGGGGAGGUGGGCGGCGUGAGGCUGCCACUGCAGUCAUUACAUGGAUACGGAUCUGUGUUCAUGUACUCGGCGUCGACGAGUCCCGGGGGUGGAGGUGGCCAGGGUGGCGGAGGCGGGGGUGAAGUCACCCUCCGCCUCCGCGAACCCGAGGACAUUCCCGAAGAGGUCCUCGCCCGCCUCGAGGACACCGCCACUCUCUCCAUCUCUCUUCAAAGCGAUGCAGUCCUGAGGCUAGGGGCGGCUGGCGCAGGAAAUGGGAACUUGGAGUUAUUCGAUAGUGAGAGCGGGCCGGACCUCACGCUAUCACCUCAAACCUUCACGUCAACGGCGGAGGCCUUCAUCAAUGACAAUAGCGACAGUCUCGGAGUUCCAGGAGACAACGAUACCGGUAGCAGCGAGGAAUCGAGGGCCGGUGGCGGUGAUCCUGGAAAGCUGGGGGUGAAGAAAUCGAGACCGAAGGCCUCCUCGCCGAACAGGCAGGGACCACAGCAGUGUCAGGUCUGCGGGAAGGUGUUCAACAACGCAUCGGCGCUCACGAAGCACAAACUGACGCACAGUGACGAGAGGAAAUACGUGUGCACGAUGUGCGGCAAGGCGUUCAAACGGCAGGACCACCUGAACGGACACAUGCUGACACAUCGAAAUAAGAAGCCGUACGAGUGCAAGGCCGAGGGUUGCGGCAAGUCUUACUGCGACGCGAGGAGCUUGAGGAGGCACACGGAGAAUCACCAUGCCGGCAGCAAAAUCAACGAAAGCAUCAGUCCUAGCAGCCCCACGACCGGGCCUCACACGCCUAACACCCCCGGAAGCAAUCCCAGCACACCGAGCACACCUGGUGCAACCUCCACGACAAAUGGUCACGGGCACGCGGCCUUGAAGCAGCUCCUCGCCACCGAACCCGCGCAAACGCAACAGCAAAAGAGCGCCACAUCUCCUGGCGCCAGUAACGAUGGCCUCACGAAGCAGCAGCUGGAGCUUAUCCAGCAGAUUAUGCAGCAAACGCAACAACAGCAACAACAGACAACUACACAGCAACAACAGCAACAGCAGCAGCAGCAGCAACAGCAGCAGCAGCAGCAACAACAGCAGCAGCAGCAGCAGCAGCAACGGACUGCGACUCCCUCGACAGCGGUAACCACACAAAUUCAAAAGACACAAAAACCGUCCAUCAAAUCCACUGCGUCGCCCGGUAACAUUUCCAACAGUUCCGCAAGCGGAAACGCCACCAGCAAUGCGAGAUCGAGUCCAAAACCGAAGAUGUGGAAUCACUCGCAGGAUAUCCUAUGCGAGACUGCGCCGUUGGAACACAUCAGAGAAAUUGAUGAGAUAUCCGCCGCGAUCGAGUACUACGGUAUCGUGAAAGAUGAACGUGGUAGGUCGCUGGCGAGGAUCGAUAGCUAUCUCGCGAUCUAUCAGCUGCACACGCUGCGAACGAUGACGAGCGAAAUACCUGCAGCUGGUUCGAGGGGAGACAUGCCUCGCGGCAGCAUCGAAUAUGUACUUACGACUAAGCUUAGAAUUCUCGAUUCCGGGAAGCUUGAUGGAAGAGGCAGCAACUUCGCUCUUCUCGCAGCAAUUCUCGAACUUAUACGACAGGAGUUUUGCACGCCGCAAAAGGAGGCGUGGAGGAAGUAA